This is a messenger RNA of Pieris rapae (cabbage white), 1432 nucleotides long. It is a transcript of the gene wuho, whose product is annotated as tRNA (guanine-N(7)-)-methyltransferase non-catalytic subunit wuho. Gene Ontology annotation, molecular function: tRNA (guanine(46)-N7)-methyltransferase activity; protein binding. The coding region runs from base 200 to 1309 and encodes 369 amino acids. Lineage: Eukaryota; Metazoa; Arthropoda; Insecta; Lepidoptera; Pieridae. The record is from RefSeq and is a predicted model, not a curated record. Gene Ontology annotation, biological process: RNA (guanine-N7)-methylation. The transcript has a single exon. Gene Ontology annotation, cellular component: nucleus; cytosol; tRNA methyltransferase complex.
UCUGACAAUUGUUUAAAAAUCAAAUUUCAAAAUGAGUUUGAGAAUUACUAACCUAAAAUAACGUGGGAAUUGAUUAUUAUCAAUUGAGUAUUGACCAUUUAAAUAUUUUCAGCGUAAAACUUGCGAGACUUUCAGCAUUUUGAAAUCUAUGAUUUAAAAAUUUCAUUUUGCGCUUUGUUUGUUUGUAAUUACUUCUAAGAUGGAUUGUUUAUUAGUAGCAGAUAAUAUCAUAGUUGCUGCAAAAGGUAGUUUUAUUGAUUGUUUAAUUAAUCAUAAUCACAAAAUAAUAUCUAUUGAAGAUUCCCCUGACUCCAAUAAUUCAGUAUGUGAUUUAGCUAUUUCCAAUAAUAAUGAAUACUUAGCGACAUUGACUUCGGAUAAGAAUCUUACGAUCUAUAAACUUCCUUCCUUUGAUCGUGUUAAUCUAUUUGUAUUGCCAAGAAGCGCAAGUAAAAUCAGAUUUGGAGCCGAAAACUCUCAUAUUUUUGUAGCAGACAAAACUGGAGAUGUUUUAUUUUAUGAUAUAUUAAAAAAUGACAGUGGUGUUAAGCUUCUGGGACAUUUAAGUUUUCUCUUGAAUGUUUUACAAAGUCAAGAUGGAAAUUAUCUCAUAUCAGCUGAUAGAGAUGAAAAAAUAAGGGUUUCAUGCUAUCCUAACACAUAUAAUAUACAAACAUACUGUCUAGGACAUAAGGAAUAUGUAAAUCACAUUGAAUUUCUGCCCCACAACAAUAAAUAUCUAUUAAGUGCAUCUGGUGAUGGAACUGUUAAGUGUUGGGACUAUGUUACUGGACAUUGCACUUGUACAAUUAACACAAAAAAAUAUUUAAGUGAUUCAAGACUUGAGGAAGAAUUCAAAAAAAUUAUGGAUGAAGAUGGUAUUGAAGUAGAAAGCCUUCCUAUAAUCCAUUUUACAACCUCAAAACUUAAUGAAAAUACUAGUUUAGUAGCUAUUUCAAUUUAUUCAUGUAAUGAUUUGCUUAUAUAUACUAUACAGACUGGUGUCCAAUUCCAUUAUAAACUUACAAGAACAUUACAAUUAAAAGAUUCCUUUAAUUGUAUACAUCUUUUUAAUACAGCACUGUAUGUGUUUAACAGUAGCAAUAAUAUAUUAAUUAAAUAUGAUAUCACUAAUUCUGAUAAUAAUAUUGCUAUUAAUGAAUCACAAACAAUAGAAAUGUUUAACAAUACUAAAAUAGAUGUAAAAAUUGACUUAGAACAAAACAUUAAGAUUUUGUUUAAGCGGAAGUUUGACAAUGUCCAAGAGUAUCAAGAGCGAAAAAAGAAUAGAUUAAUUAAAAAAACAUGACAGUGUGACGUGUUUCUAAUAUGCUGUAUUAUAUAUUUUUUCAGCUUCUGAAUGUUAUUAUUCAAAUGUUAAACUAAGAAAAAUGACUAUGUUUUAUAGGAUAAAUAAAACAAUUGUUUAACA